This is a messenger RNA of Scleropages formosus (Asian bonytongue), 4686 nucleotides long. RefSeq names its product BLM RecQ like helicase (gene blm). Gene Ontology annotation, molecular function: ATP binding; DNA binding; hydrolase activity, acting on acid anhydrides, in phosphorus-containing anhydrides. Bases 52 to 4374 code for a protein of 1440 amino acids. NCBI's taxonomy places the organism in Eukaryota, Metazoa, Chordata, Actinopteri, Osteoglossiformes, Osteoglossidae. The transcript is spliced from 23 exons. Gene Ontology annotation, biological process: telomere maintenance; double-strand break repair via homologous recombination; DNA replication. The record is from RefSeq and is a predicted model, not a curated record. Gene Ontology annotation, cellular component: nucleus; chromosome; cytoplasm.
AAUACGAGUAGGCAGAGAGACAAUGUCUUCGUUUGUGCGCUGUAUUUUGGUAUGUUAAAGUUAAAUUUACCGGCAACCAGUGUUUUUUUUUCUGGUGUCUUCCUAAUUUUCAUGAUGCCAACCGUACCAGCAAAUAAUCUAAAGGAGCAACUCGAACGACAUACAGGUCAGAACAAGAUGUCCUUGUCAAAGGCCAAAGCGGGGACUUUUGCCUUUAAAAAGAAAUCUGAGUCAUGUGUUGCUAAACCUGCAGUUCCUUCAGAGGUAAAUGCAAAUACUUUAGUCAACAGGAACAUCAAGGUCCUCUACCACAAGACAGUUUUUAAUACUUUGACAUCUUUAACUGAGACUGAAAGACAACCAGCAAAAUCCAGCAGCUUCUUCACUACCCCCAAGCAACAGGUUAUGGCACCGACAGUAGACAGGUCACCUGUUUGCAGUUCAACUCCAGCAUUUUCCACUUCUAAAGUUCCUUCUGCACGAUCAAAGCCACACAUAGCAUCCACAGCAAACAGCUGUAGCCAAAAUAUUGAGCUUGACAGCUCUUACAUCAUUGACAUUGACAGCUGGGAUGAUUUUGAUGACUUUGAAACUCCUGUCAGAGGGAAGACUAGUACACUACUCACCUCAGUGGACUUACAGAGGACUAGCAAUGCUGGAGAUCUUUCCACUGUGAGUAAAAAGGACACUGAGACAGACAAAAUGGCCAGAAAUUGCCAUUACAGUCCUCUGGACAGCAAAGCUGGAAAAUCUCUCCAGAAGGGAGACGACUUGCAUCUAACACUGUCACAUCCAACAGAAGUGGAGAGUUUGAAUUGUGAAAAUGCUUCAGGAUGUAAUGCUGUUUCAAAAACUAAGAAUCUGAAAGGUUCAAAGAUAUGGAAGCAGGGAAUGUCUCUCAUGACACCAACAAAGAAGAGUUCUUUUGUUCCACCUGAGCUUCUAUUAAGCCCCAGGGAAGAGACCUUUACAGCUGAUGCUAAAUGCUGUGACAGAAAGACAGUUGAUGGAAGUACAAUGAUGGAUGCAGAUGUUGCUGAUGUGCCUAUGGACUUUCCAGAAGAUGUUGACUUUGUUCCCCCAUCGCCAGAAGCUGGACGCCUAAGUUCUCCCCUUUCUUUUGAGAAUCGCAGCAAAGUUGCCAUUCAAGACGCCAGUGAUAUCAGCUGUAUUUCGCCAAAGCAACUCGUCUCUAGCAUUUUGAAUAACAAAAGUCAUCUUGUUGUGAAAGACAAAACUCGCAGUGAGUCAGAGGACGAGCUUAUUGUUGUCAUGGAGACCAUUUGUUGCCUUGUGGAUUCAAUCCCAGAACAUGAGCUCAUAUCUCUGGCCUGUGGUACAGAACUGCUUCUACAGCGAGCUCACAGAAAAAGGAUACUUGCUCAAUCUGUGGAUCUAUCCAAAAAAUGCUAUAAAGAGCGCAGAGCAGUCUCAGAAACCAAGAUGAAAAAAUCCCAGGAAAGUUAUGAAUAUACUCAACAACAUGCAGUCUCUGCCAUGAAAGCAGAGGAUUCUGGGAAAACAAUCCAAUUUAGGGAAUCCUUAUCAGUCCUGUCUGGAGAUGGUGAGAACACUGUCUUUGAUGACUCAAACUGCAAUAUUAGUGGUAUUCAGACAGUACCUGCAUUCCAGAGAACAAGUUCUCUCUUCAGCCCCAGUGGUACUAUAGAAAAGGAGUUGGGUUUUACCACCAAAAGCUAUGAGAGGCCAACAAGUGAUGGAAAGGAUGGACAGAAAUGCAAACCAGAUAACAGUGUCCUGGCUCAGACUAGUUCUGAUGCCCAGGUGGAUACGGAGCAAUACGAUUUCUACUUUGAUGACUUCGACAUUGAUGAUUUUGAUGAGUCCGACAUUCCGAACUGCUCUGAUGGUCCACCACACCAGCCAAUCAACACUGUGUCUCAGCCAUUAAGAGAAGGGGGACAAAGCAGAACAGCAUAUGAGAAUACAAGCAGUCACUCAUAUUCUACAACCAAGCCUGCAAAAUUUGGACUUGCAGAACCUGUGGUCAGGAACCAUGAUCGUUUCAGAGGCUUCAACUUCCCUCACUCUCCUGAAAUGAUGAAGAUUUUUCACAAGCGAUUUGGUCUACAUCAGUUUCGAUUUAACCAGCUGGAGGCCAUCAAUGCCUCUUUGUUGGGAGAGGACACUUUUGUGCUGAUGCCAACGGGAGGAGGAAAAAGUCUUUGUUAUCAGCUACCAGCAUGUGUUUCCCAAGGAGUCACUGUGGUGGUGUCCCCUCUGCGAUCUCUCAUUGUUGAUCAAGUACAGAAGCUGACAACUCUGGAUAUUCCUGCUGCCAGUUUGUCUGGGGACAAGAGCGAUAGUGAGGCUGGGCGAAUUUACAUGCAGCUCUCAAAGAAGGAUCCUCUCAUUAAGCUGCUGUAUUCCACACCAGAGAAGAUUUGUGCUAGUGGUAGGUUGAUGAGUGCACUUCAGAACCUAUAUGAGAGAGGUCUUCUUGCACGUUUUGUCAUUGAUGAAGCUCACUGUGUCAGUCAGUGGGGUCAUGACUUUCGGCCAGACUACAAGCGCAUGUACGAGUUGCGACAGAAGUUUCCCAAGGUGCCAAUCAUGGCUCUCACAGCCACAGCAACACCCCGUGUGCAAAAGGACAUCCUCACCCAGCUGCAGAUGAGCAAACCCCAGGUCUUUACAAUGAGCUUCAACAGACACAACCUUAAAUACAGUGUAUUGCCCAAAAAACCAAAGAAGGUUGAUGAGGACUGCAUACAAUGGAUCAAGAAAAACUACCCACGGGAUUCUGGCAUAGUAUACUGCUUAUCGCGCAAUGAUUGUGAUAAUCUGGCAGCCAGCCUGCAGAGGGCUGGUAUCGCGGCUCUGUCUUACCAUGCUGGACUAAAUGACACUGACCGCGAAUAUGUUCAAAACAAGUGGAUAAACCAGGAUGACUGUCAGGUCAUUUGUGCUACCAUAGCAUUUGGAAUGGGGAUCGAUAAGCCAGAUGUCCGCUAUGUGAUCCAUGCUAGCCUGCCGAAAUCUGUGGAAGGAUACUAUCAGGAGUCUGGCCGGGCAGGCAGGGAUGGAGAGAUUUCUCACUGUGUGCUCUUCUACUCCUAUGCAGAUGCCAUUCGGAUCAAGAGGCUUAUAAGCAUGGACAGAGAAGGGAACCAACAUACAAAAAGAACCCACUAUAAUAACCUUCACAGCAUGGUGCACUUCUGUGAGAACUUAAUGGACUGCCGAAGAGUACAGCUCUUGGCAUACUUUGGAGAGCAUGAUUUUGAUCCUGAUUUUUGUAAGAACUAUCCAGAAGUCAUUUGUGAUAACUGCGCUAAACCCAAUCAAUACAAGUUGCAAAAUGUGACUGAAGAUGUGAAAAAGAUUGUAAGGUUUGUGCAGGACAAUUGUGAAAAAAUUGGAGUGAAACGCAACAGUUGUGCACAGCAAAACAGAUUAACACUUAAUAUGCUGGUUGACAUUUUCUUGGGAUCAAAAAGUGCUCGGAUCCAGACAGGGAUGUUUGGAAUGGGAGCAGCCUAUUCUAGACAUAAUGCCGAGCGGCUUUUUAAGAAGCUAGUACUGGAUUGCAUCCUACAAGAAGAUCUCUAUAUCACAGCCAAUGCUCAGGCUGUGGGAUACAUCUCUGCUGGAGAGAAGGCAGGCAGUGUACUUUAUGGCUCUAUGCAGGUGGAGUUCUAUCAGACAGAGAGUGCAUCCAGCAUCAGGAAAAACAAAGCGUCUGUGACCAAGAGCACCUCCCAAAGGGAAGAAAUGGUUCAUAAGUGCCUCCAGGAGCUCAAUGAGCUCUGCAAGAAGUUAGGAAAAGUGUUUGGAAUACACUACUAUAACAUCUUCUCCACAGCCACUCUCAAGAAAAUUGCUGAGACCUUGUCGGCUGACCCAGAUGUACUUCUACAAAUUGAUGGUGUGACUGAGGACAAGUUGGAGAAGUAUGGAGUAGAGCUGAUUGAACUCUUGCAAAAAUACUCUGAAUGGCAGCUACCUGCAGGGGAGCAGAUGGAAAGCCAUAGCUGCACCCGUAGCCUAAAGAGCACAGGGAGGAAUCGAGGAAGGCAGGACAAGGAUGAGCAGGACGGUAUAGAUGAAGCAUCAACCUAUUUCAAAAGCAGAAGAGUCAGAGGACAAAAAAGAAAGCAGAACUCUUAUUUCAAGAACUCCAAAAAGCAAAGAACUUAUCCCAAUCAACAGUCUUCUACCAAAAGCAAUGAGAAACCCUGGAUAUCUGGAAGUUUCCAAGGCAGAUCUAAAGGCAGGACACGGACUGCAACCGGGAGCUCCACGCUGUCUGCACAGGCUCCUGUGGCAAGAAGGCCAGGGUUCAUGACACUACCUGUACCACACACAAAUCAGCGGCCAUUUCUUAAACCCUCCUUCUCACACUUGGUGUAGAGCUUUUUCACAGUGGGACUUGCAGCACUGGAAAUGGAACACCUUUGUAAAUACAUGUACAGUAUUUGCAAGUGAGGUUUUAACAUUUGCCUAACCCUCCCCUUUGUAAAGUUUAAAAUUUGAUUUAGUAAAUUUUGAGCAAUUUUAAAUCUAACAUUUUAAUUAAAAUGCUUCACCAUCAGUUAUUAUUUGGUACAAUGGCAUUUUUUCCCAUUAUGCAUUCACUUUCCACAGUGAACACUUCAUUCAUUAAAUCAGAUGUUUUGAGACACAUUUUUGUGUUUCAAAACUAAGGUUUUUGUCCUUCUUUGA